AUGCUGGAUCCUCGGGUCGGCUUCUUCUUUUGCUCGGCUCUCGUCUUUGUUUCCGCCAUCGACCCGCAGAUCCGAGUCCAUCCAGGUUUUCUAAACGAUCAUUGAAGAAGGGGAGAUUUUUGAAGUUUAUAAACUAGUUUAUAUCUAGAAUGGAGCUUAAAACAUUUUCAAACUUUUUUCUUUGGAUAGUUAAUCUCGAGUUGAUGCGACUAUAACUGAGCUUCAAGACUCGCAGAUUGUACGUUACUUGGCAAAAAAGCUUUCGAAAUAGUGAUAGAAUUUAGGAGCUCUACAAAACUUCGAAUUUCAUAUAGAGUGAUCUUGAACUAAAGUUUUUUGCGACUUGAUUUCUACUUUAUUAGGCAUUUGAUAACUAAGACCUCUUUUCAUCGGAGAAGAUUUGCUUGCGAUUGGCACACAUAAACGCCCAAAACCAACGGCGUAAAAAACUGAAAAUUAAGUCGAGACAUCUCUACGAAAGAAAAUUUGGAGUUUAAAAUACUGACGACGUUCAAACUGAUAUCCUUGCGAUUUCUGAAUUUUAGCCUUUUCUGCUUUUUUUAUUUUUGGAAGCGAUCACACCUGAAUUGCAAAAUUCUCAGGGGCUUCAAUUGUGAAAUGGUAGUGUAACCAUUUUGAAGGUUGGUACUAACACUUGGAGCCUUUUCAGAAUAAUUUUUAAUAGAAAAGAAGGGAAGGUUAUGGGAGACUUCUCAUCAUUUUUUGCCUGUAAAACUUCACCAACCUGCAUUUUUUUAGUACCAUCGUUGAGCUGGAAAUUGCGAAUCUUCAAUGUUAAAAGCAGAAGUUGAUCAGUUCCCUAGAAACCGCUCAAAAACUCUCAUUUUUUCCUUUGAUCGACUCUUGUUUCACUUAAAAUUUCACUAGGGAUUUCCAGGACACUUGGACAUUUCCGAUGGUCUUCUACAGCCUUCUUUCCCUCCACUCGGUAGCUACGCCAUCGGACAACCGUACACUUUUGAGAUCUACCUGGAAGACACAGUCAAUUUCGACUACAUGAUCGACCAUUGUGAUAUGGAUGGACAGGAAUUUAUUUCAGCUUAUGGGUUAGUUUGGGAAGAAAUUCUUGAUUUGGUUUCGAAUUAUUAUUGUCCGAAAAACGUCAGAACAGUAAGAAAAAAAGACUUUUUUUAUAGAGCAUAUAUCAGAAAAAUGACGAACAAAGAAAUGACUUACAAUGCGAAAAAUGACUUUUUUCAAUUUCUCCUUUUACAAAAGGCGAAACCGUCCAAAUUUUUCUUCGUCUUCUUCUUUGCCUCACUUUCGUUCGUUUCCUCCUUUCUGACGACGGUUUCGCAAGCAAUUUUUUCUAUAAAUGUAAAUACAAUAAAAUGGCUUUUGCUAAAGUAAUUCCUGACGCCAGCCGCGUUUCUUCCCAUGUUUGUAUUGGUCAUUUGUCCGCAUGUGGUAUUUCGGGAGAGAGUUUUGCAAUGUUUGCUCUAUUUUUAACCUCGAGAAUCAGGAGUUGAAGUUAUAAAAUUCGGUGGAAUUCAGGUGCGUCCAGUGUGGACAGUGCGUGACGAAAUCAAUCGAGACAGAAUUGUACAACAAACCGGGGGCCAUCAAAAGAACUCUCGUUUGGUUUGUGGCCAAAUCCACGGUUACUUAACUCUCAAAGCAAAAAUAUAAUGAUUACUUUCAGCAAAUCCAAUUUCACUGUCAAGUGAAAAAAUACAGCUGCUCUGGGUGUACUGAGGUCCGUCUAUUGAGAAAAGUAUAUUAAACUUUGAAUUCCGCAGAGAUCUUGCCAAAGACAACCAGUAAUGGCGAUGGCUCUGGGAAGUUACGUUUCUCCUGGACCUCCUCUUAUUCUGAAUUACCCUGCAACCCCUGUAGGCGUCAUUGGAAGUGCCCCCGGGGCUGUUGCUGGUUAUGGUGAGCAAUAAUAAAGCGUUGCUCUCGAAAUUUUCGUUUGACUCUUAGAAGGUCAGGAUUUUCCCAGAAAACAAACCACUUCUUAGUAAAAAAAAAUCGAGAAGAUUUUUAUGUUGUUCCACUUUUACAAGUUUUUUUCAUAUGCAAUUUUCAGAAACUUCAAAUAAAAAUACCUAUUAUCAAAAAGAAAAAAACAAAAUAUCGAAAGACAAAUCAAACCCUACUUAAUAAGAAUUUACACUGACUUUGCGGUUUCAAAGAGAAUUUUCAAAUGAAAAAACCUUUGAACUUAGUGUCAAAAAUAUUCUUUUCGUCGAGCUUUUGAAAAACCUUCUUACCUUUUCUGAACCUUUUUAUCAAUUUCCAGGAAGAAGUGCGUGGCCUUGGUGGCUCUGGCUGCUGCUCCUACUCCUUCUCCUCCUUCUCCUUUGCUGUCUCUUGGCACUUUGCCUCGCCGCAUGGUUCAGACGCCGCAAAACCACCACAACUACGACUUGGUUUGCAAAACAUUCAUAUAGACACCUCCUCGGUGCUUUUUUUCCCAAUUUGUGCGCAAAAAACUACAAAUGCUAUCCAAACAAACUGCGAAUGUGAGUCAUGAAGUGGCCCGUCUGAAGCUCUCGUACUUUUUCUCUUUGUUUCUGAACUUGGGAAACAAAAAAAGAAGAGUUCUGUUUUAGUGUGGAGAAGGAAGUGGGGAAAGAUAGCCAAUGCGUGGGCACCGAGAAGGUUUCCGUACAAUGUGUGGCAACGGGGACCGAGGAUGAUCUCCACAAGUGCCAACCUGCCGUUCGUUUGUUUGUUGUAACUAAUAACCCAAUCAAUGGUAGGGUUUAGACUAUGAAAAAGAGAUCUCGAAAAUAAAAAAUUGAAAAAAAAAAUUAAAAUUGGAAUUGGAAUUCGCUGUGUGUAAAUCCCAAAUUAGUCCAGCUUUUUAAAUUUUUUUCACAGGUAAUCCUAAUUCUGAAGUUUUCUCCAAGCUUAAAGUUUCAACUAAUGGUGUCAGAGCCCAUAGCUGUAUUUGAUGGUUAAGGGUUAUUUGAUUUGAAAGGAAACCCCAAAAAUCUGAUAAUUUUCAUCGAAUUGUUUCAUCAAGAGAAGCUAACAGGUGAGGUCAAUUAACUUAGCGGUCAGGAGAGCCUUGAAAUUCGCCCAUAACGCUUCUUGAUGUACCAGAAGAAUAUUCUGAAAAUCUCAAUCUACACAUAUUCCUACUUUUCAUGGCAUGGAGACCCGAAAUUGGUCCUUUUUUUUAAGGGUUUUAAGGGUUUUUAUUAGACGUUGUGUGAACCUUCAUCAAUAACUAGAAAGUAGAAACUCGCAAGGUUUUUAUCUGGUUUAUCAAGGAUGGUUUUGGCUAAACUUCAAGAACUUUUCAACCGCAAAUUAAAAUUAACUUCUUUAUAUAUUGCUUUUUAUAUGUGUAGAAAAAAAUAUUUUUUUCUUUUUUUCUAUCCUAAAAACCACUUCUGGUAGUUCUAUGGGAAAUCAUCCUGAAGCUUUUUUUCCAGAUCGUAGUAGGAGGGCGACAAGAAGAGUGUGAAAAGAAUGGUCGUUCUAGCCAUUAUCGCUCCAGAACCCGCGAAAAUGAAUCCAGGUUCUCUGAUUCUGAAAUAAAUGUGUUUUUAUUUCGUGUUCUCAGUCGCCGACAUGAAGACUGCACGAUUUCUGGUGGAGGCGGUGGAUACUCGGUUCAGGAAGGAAGAAUCCAUGAGAAGUAUUCCCGCACGAUACCGUGAGAGUUCAAAGUCUUCUCCUAAAUGGUUCAUUACAGAAAAGAAACUCAUUAUGCCAACAACGACCGAUUCGAAAGAGGACAUGUCCAUGGUUACCUGGACAACGACGACCGCGCUUAUUGGUCCGAUAGAUCCAGUUAUCGGAACUUUGCCUAUGAAAGGGACAUGGGACGAGUUGAGCCGCUCGACGGGUUCGAUGAAAUCGAGACAAGGUUCAUUUUCAAACAUUUCAAAGGCGAACCUGAUCAAAAAAUUUAAAAAAAAAUUGAAUUCAAGUCCCUCGUUUAAAUGUAGCAAGGGAAAAUUUAAAACAUUUCUCAUGACUAGUUUAGAAAAGGUCAAAUAAUAUAGCGAAUUUAGCUCGUAACCUUGUGUCACGACUUGCAAAAAUCAAGAAAGCAAUAUAAACCACUUAAACUUGUUUAACGCGAACCAACACAAAAAUUUCAAAAAUUGUAUUUUCUUCUAUUUUCCUACUAUUUAAGAGAAAAAACCUACUGCCUGAGCGAUGACGAGCAAGAAAUAGUGGAAAAAGAAGUCAAACGCACUCAUUCGACUAGGUAAACAUUAAAUUAUUCAAAACAUCAAAACAAGUUAUCAUUGCAGAUUUGUUCAAGAAACUCGGGAGUUCGAAUCGAUGAGCGACGAGGAAAGAUAUCGCGAGGAAGAACAUCAGCACGCUCACUACACACACAGUCUUCCUGUAUAA
Caenorhabditis auriculariae is the source of this 4341-nucleotide messenger RNA. NCBI's taxonomy places the organism in Eukaryota, Metazoa, Nematoda, Chromadorea, Rhabditida, Rhabditidae. The record is from the annotation of a GenBank genome assembly.